GCUGUUAGACCGAUUUAUGCGCUUGCCUAGAUAUAACGCGUUAUUUAAGGGGUUAUAUUCUAAAUGUGAAGGUAUUAUAUUGUCUGCCUGUUGUGGAUAAACAGUUGAAGUAGAAACUAACGUUAGGCCUCAGUGCGCGUCACUGAUGCACGCUCGCGCUGCUUCUGCUGCUAGCGCGCGAAACUUCUACUCUUGGGAUUUUUGUUUUUUCAUCCGUUUAUUUUAAUAUUAGUCGAGAGUCAGUAAAAACUUAUGGAUUUAGCUGCAGCUUUUGGACAAAGUAGUUUUACGGCGAUGAGAGUUUUUAGCCAAUUUUAUGAGACCGUUAUUAAAACCUCAACUUCAUGCUAAAAACAAUGCAAGAUGGAUAAAGGAGGACCGAAGAAUGGCGCCAAGAGAGAUGCUCAUUUGAACACGUUGGAUUACAGCAACAGCCCAGUCGAGGGAAUUUUACGAAGUGGAAUACAAAUCGCCAUGUCUGUCGCCCCCACCUCGCUAGUUCCUCCGCCCAAUCCGCUGAUGCAACCGGUUUCCGGGGACCUUCCCAAUGGCCUGAGCAACUCGCCCACUCUUGAGGAGCACACCACCUCUGUGUCCUCCACCUUUGGCAUCUUUGAGGAAGAUUCCGAGCUCAAAAUGGGUGGGAAGGAGCCGAAGGCUCAGCAACACCAAACUCUGGGAGCUUUCACUUUGGGAGACAGUUUCUCAAAUCUAGAGGCCAGCAUCGCCGACUUCAAUAGCACUUCCCCUUCAGCAGACUCCUUGAUUGGUGGAGUCGACCCCAAUCUGUUUCCUUUAAAAACUGAGGAUUUUUCCCUAAUGGAUAAAGGCGAUAUAGACCUUGACCAAGAUUCCUUUGGACCCAUUGGGAAAGAUGUUGAUGCUGGCAAUCAUAAGCUCUUUAGUGACAACACUCUGGACCUUCUGCAGGACUUCGAGUUGGACGGAUCGCCUUCCGACUUCUACGUGGCGGAUGACACGUUCCUCUCCACAAUAGGUGAAGAUUCUUUGCUCGGAGACUUGCCGACAAAUACAGAGAGGGACUCGAAGGUUGCGGUCAAUGGCGCGAUCACCACUUCCAUUUCCUCCAGCACCAACACGGCCACCACCAGCACCAGCUCGCCCACCGUGAAGGUGGAGAAGGACUCUAUAAUCCAGCUGUGCACUCCUGGGGUCAUUAAACAGGAGAACAACGGUGGGACUAACUACUGUCAGGGGAGUCUGCACAGCACACCUAUUAACAUUUGUGGAGUCACCACUUCAAGUGGACAGAGCUUCCUAAUUGGGACCAGCCCAUCCACAGCUGCUGUCAGUCAGCAGAAAGAUCAGAAGCCCGUCUUUAACCUGUACACCCCUGUGACCUCUUCAGAAGACGGUUGGGGCAGGAGCUAUGGCUUUGGGAAUGCAAGUGAAAUGCAGCAGAGGGCCAGCGAAAGCUUUUCCAAAAACUACACAAGCCCCUAUGCCAGACCUGAAGAGAGCACUGCCACAUCCUCAGCUGCUGGGAAGUCCGGCACACAUAAGACCUGUCUUGUGUGCUCCGAUGAAGCUUCAGGCUGCCAUUAUGGAGUCCUCACCUGCGGAAGCUGUAAAGUCUUCUUUAAGAGAGCAGUUGAAGGGCAACACAAUUACCUGUGCGCUGGACGGAACGAUUGCAUCAUCGACAAAAUCCGCCGAAAGAACUGCCCUGCCUGUCGUUACCGCAAAUGCCUCAUGGCAGGCAUGAGCCUAGAAGCUCGUAAAAACAAAAGGGGCCGUCAAACCGGAAAGGUAAUCCAGCAGCCGUCGGUUCCAGAGCGCAGUCUUCCUCCGCUGCCUGAAGUCCAGGCACUGGUGCCCAAACCCAUGCCUCAGGUGGUGCCCACCAUGCUGUCACUGCUGAAGGCCAUCGAGCCGGACACCAUCUACGCCGGAUACGACAGCACCAUACCGGACACCUCCACCCGCCUCAUGACCACUCUGAACCGACUGGGCGGCCGGCAGGUCAUCUCUGCGGUCAAAUGGGCCAAAGCUCUGCCAGGGUUCAGGAACCUUGACCUGGAUGAUCAGAUGACCCUCCUGCAGUGUUCCUGGCUGUUCCUCAUGUCUUUCGGACUGGGUUGGCGGUCAUACCAGCAGUGUAAUGGAAACAUGCUGUGUUUCGCACCAGACCUGGUCAUCAACGAAGAGAGGAUGAGGUUGCCCUACAUGAAUGAUCAGUGUGAACAGAUGCUGAAGAUCUCCAAUGAGUUUGUGAGACUGCAAGUGUCCAACGAGGAGUACCUGUGCAUGAAAGUCCUUCUUCUCCUGAGCACAGUGCCGAAGGAUGGUUUGAAGAGCCAGUCAGUGUUUGAAGAGCUACGAAUGUCUUACAUUAAAGAGCUGGGAAAAGCCAUAGUGAAGAGAGAGGAGAACUCCAGCAAGAACUGGCAACGAUUCUAUCAGCUAACUAAGCUACUGGACUCCAUGCACGACAUGGUGGGUGGACUCCUGAACUUCUGCUUCUACACGUUUGUGAAUAAAUCCCUCAGUGUGGAGUUUCCCGAAAUGCUGGCUGAGAUCAUCAGCAACCAGUUACCAAAAUUCAAAGCUGGGAGUGUCAAACCGCUGCUCUUUCACCAGAAGUGACGCUCCACCCAGCCGCAGGACACAAUGCCUUAAACGAGUUGAGUGGAGUCGGAGGAAGAGACGGGUAACUAGAAGAUGUUAAAAGCUAAAAACGGCUGAACUGUUAAAAUGAGGUAACGGCGAAUCUCAUGGAUAGAUAAUCCCAUACAUGUCGUCUCAGGUGUUUGACUCCCAGCAUCAACUGUUAUUAGUAGAAGAAAGCUAAUAGUCCAAUCUCACUUACUAUGUAGAGUUGCACACAUCUUUAUUUUCGGAACAGAAGACUAUGUACGCGCAGAUCUAAUAGUCAGAGUAUCUUUUUAACUUCAGAUGAUAACGGUUUAAAAAAAAUAACUUUCAAUAAUAUGCACAGAGAAGAUGGUUUCAGCUUGGGUUGAAAUUAAAUACGUUUUAUGACAUCAUAUCUACACCGUUUCAAAAUAACUCAUUAUAACAGAUUUACAUACAGAAAAAGGGAAAAUGUGCCUUUUUAACUUUUUUUUUUUAAGCUGUUUUCUUGACUCAUCUAGCACUUCUUCAUAGUCGAUUGUACUUUUAUACCCACUUGCACUUGUAAUUUAAAAAAACUUUUUUUUUCGGCAGCUCUGUAAUCAUUAGUGGGAACUAUAAAAAAAAAAAAAAAAAAAAAAAAAAAGUGAUCUUUAUCAUGGAGAUGAGUCUUUACGCUUAGAAAUGCAAAUCGAGCACUUCCUCAUAAAUGCUUUAAAGGGGCCGGUUUAGGUUUGUUCUGCGGCGAAGGUGUAUUUGUGUCUAAGAAAGCCAUUUAUUAUUCAUUUCACCUGUUAAUUCAAUGCAAUGUAAAACAUGAAUUUCUCAUCUGUUUUUAUUUUUCAUGUGUCGUAUUUGUUCCUCAGCAAUGCCACAGUAUACAACCAAAACAAUGAAUGCAGAUAACCUAUACCUAUAACAUUUAUACAGACAGAUACUACAGUACAAUCACACCAAACAUCAACUCAGGCCCACUUCAUUUAUAUUUGCAGAUCCUACAAAUGUACAUUUGUAUUGUUAUUUUUUUGAUCAGGUCCAGACUAAUCUAUAUUAAACUAACCUUGACCUGUCUUGGUUUAAUCAGUCAAACUGUGUUGCAGGCGCAGGGUUUUAACUCUCUGGGAAUUUCUACUCACCUAUAUUGUUGCAAUCUGUUAUUUCUGUGCCAAACAUAUUGUUUUCAGUUUGUACAAAUCUAAAACUGUGCUUGUCUUAACAGUUUUCAAUGCAUAUAUAUUCAAGAGAGGCAAAGAGAGAGGAUAGAUAUAUUUUACAGUUCUUCUGUGGAAGCUUAAUGCAUCUUGUAUAAUACACAAAUAAAAGAUCUCCAGCUUCAGACUGCUUAGCAUUGCAUUGUGUGGGACAGAUUUAGCGAUCAACACUUAUUUUCAAAUUCUAAUCAAGAUCCAAGCAGCACUUUUCAAUUUGCUCUUCCGUUCCUACAGAUAUAUGUGAUACAAAUAAACAUGUAUUUACAUUAACUUUUUGCAACAUGUCUAAUAAAAUGUCCUCUGAGACCCUA
Messenger RNA from Carassius gibelio (silver crucian carp), 4117 nucleotides. RefSeq names its product nuclear receptor subfamily 3, group C, member 1 (glucocorticoid receptor) (gene nr3c1). Gene Ontology annotation, biological process: regulation of DNA-templated transcription; nuclear receptor-mediated glucocorticoid signaling pathway. Gene Ontology annotation, molecular function: nuclear glucocorticoid receptor activity; DNA-binding transcription factor activity; zinc ion binding. Gene Ontology annotation, cellular component: nucleus. Lineage: Eukaryota; Metazoa; Chordata; Actinopteri; Cypriniformes; Cyprinidae. Bases 364 to 2607 code for a protein of 747 amino acids. The record is from RefSeq and is a predicted model, not a curated record. The transcript is spliced from 9 exons.